Molecule: messenger RNA, 8534 nt
Organism: Prinia subflava (tawny-flanked prinia)
Lineage: Eukaryota; Metazoa; Chordata; Aves; Passeriformes; Cisticolidae
Gene: ARHGEF38
Product: Rho guanine nucleotide exchange factor 38
Exons: 14
Coding region: 275-2575 (766 amino acids)
Biological process (GO): intracellular signal transduction
Cellular component (GO): cytoplasm
Molecular function (GO): guanyl-nucleotide exchange factor activity; protein binding
Source: RefSeq, a predicted model, not a curated record
UUGGGGCUGGCUCUGAAAGCGGCCCCGCCAGGCGCGCUUACACACAGGGCAGGUGAAUGCAAACGCUGCCCGGGGCGGCAGCUUCCCGGGGGUGGGGCUGCUCCGGCACAGGUGGCAGGGCUGAGCCUGGGGCUCUGCGGAGCCCGGCGAGCCCUGCUGCAAACCCAAGCCCAAAGCAGGCUGCCUUCACCCAGGCAUCGAGGUCAGCUCCCCGAAAAUCAGGCCGUUGUCCCCCCGCCACCACCAUCACCACGCAAGGCUGUCCGUGGCGAGCAUGGACUGUCCGGGGAAGGAAGGCACCGGGGGAAGGAAGAGGAAUUUGACCCUGCUAAGGAACAAGCUCUAUAUGGGGCAGAGGAGGAGGACGGAGCCCGUGGUGGAGAGCACCACCGCCGCCGGGGACCACGGCAACUUGAGGAGGAGUCAGUCCGACAGGACAGAGUACGGCCAGAAAUUGCAAGAAAAAAUGGCUCCACAGGAGGUGUCCUCAACCCCUGCCACCCCACCACAGGAGGGUGAAGAAGAAGUCAGCAGGCGCAUGAUGGCCAGGAGGGUGAAAAUCAUUGCGGAACUCAUCCAGACAGAGAAGGACUAUAUCAGCGACCUGGAUCUCUGCAUCAAGGAAGUGAUUCAGCCCUUGAGAAACAAGCAGAUUGCUCGCUUUGACGUGGAUGGCUUGUUUAGCAACAUUGAAUUGGUCCAUCAACUAUCAGCCAAACUGCUGUCACUGUUGGAAGAAGCCACAACAGAUGUGGAACCAUCCAUGCAAAUAAUCGGGGAAGUGUUCUUGCAGAUUAAAGGCCCACUAGAAGACACAUAUAAAAUCUAUUGCUAUCACCAUGAUGAUGCACACACCAUGCUGGAAUACUAUGAAAAGGAUGAAGAACUGAAGCAGCAUUUAAGAGACUGUGUACAGUCCUUAAAAAAGAGAUACGAAGAAGAAGGAAAGCCAAAUUUAAUGGACCUGGGAUCCCUGUUGAUCAAACCAGUGCAACGGCUGAUGAAAUAUCCCUUGUUACUCCAGGAGCUCUUGAACUCAACUCCUAUUUCUCACCCUGACCACGAGGUGCUACAAGAUGCCCUUUUUGCUAUGAAAAACAUUAAUGUGAACAUCAAUGAACUUAAAAGGAGGAAAGAUUUAGUGCUGAAGUAUAGGAAGAAUGAUGAUGAUGAAACCCUUAAAGAAAAGUUUUCCCGACUGAAUAUUCACUCCAUUAGCAAGAAAUCCAAGAGGGUCACCAGCCAUCUGAAAAUACUGACGAGGGGAGAACCUCAGGUGAAAGAUCAAACUUUUAAUAAGGAAGAAAAGUUGUUUCAAAGUCUAGAGAAGACUGUGAAAUUGUGUGUGAAAAACAUUUCGCUCUGUUUGCAACAUCUCCAGGAUUCUUUACAUCUGGCUGCCCAAAAUAUAAUUGGGUUUCAGGAAAUCCUGCAAGAUAAAGAUGACAAAGUCAAUGACUGUUCAGAAGAACAGACCAACACUGCAAAUCUGUGUGAAGACUUUAUGGCUCAGCUGGACAAGCUUGUCUUGACUCCCCUCUCAGCACUGCAAGCCCUGUUUCCAGGCCCUCAGAAGCUCAUCCAGAAGCGCUACGACAAGUUGUUGGAUUACAACAGCUGCCUUCAGAGGUCAGCUGGAGAAGAGCUGGACCUGGCAAAGAAAGAAUAUGAGGCUCUAAAUGCACAGCUGGUGGAAGAACUUCAGGUAUUCAACAGAGCAGCGAAAAUGAUUGUGUUGAACUGUCUACAUUGCUUCAUCACCCUCCUCAGGAAUAUUAUGUUUGCGGCACUUCAAUCAAACUCUGCUGUUGUGGUGCCUAUUCCACUGUCCUCCUCAAGCAUCUGUGAAGUGCAAAAUCAAUUGAUAGAGGAGGUUCACAAGCUGAAUUUUGUAAAAGAAAACAGCAGUGUAACCUUUAUUGAGAGAAAAUUGAGCUUGGAAAAAAAGAAACCUGUUCCUUCUCCGCUGGAGUCCCCACGCCAAACAGAGGACCACAGGUCCAAACUGUUGUCCACGUACAGCACCGAGUCGCUGUACCAGGCUAAGCGCAAGUGCAAUGCCGCGCAGGAAUUAGAUAUUGACUUGCAUGAGGGAGAGCUGGUGGCUGUUGUGGAGCAAAAGGACCCCUUUGGAAGCACAAGCAGAUGGCUUGUUGACACAGGAAUCCUCACAGGGUACGUGUAUUCCUCCUUCCUGAGGCCUUACAAUCCAGCCAAAGCGCAGAAGGAUGUAGCAGAAAAUGGCUUUGGUGAUGAUGAUUUUGAUGACAUCAGCCUCUUCAUCUCUUCACGGCCCCCUACUGACAGCAGCUUACCUUUUCACUUCUGUGAAAAUCCUGCAAUUAAUGGCUCAGGGACCAGUGCUCUUCAGGGUAUGGAUGAUCAGCAUAUCUUCUAUGCUGUUUAUGCAUUUCAAGCUAGAAGUGAUCAAGAACUCAGCCUUCAGGAGUACCAGAGGGUGAGGAUACUUCGCUUUUCCGACCUGAGUGGCAAUAAGGAAUGGUGGUUAGCUGAAGCAAAAGGUCAGAAGGGAUAUGUACCAUCUAAUUAUCUAGGGAAGAUGACAUAUGCUUAGGAGGGGAAGGGCCUGUUGAGCCAGACUCUCUGAAGCAGACAGAAUAAUCAUCUGUUAGGUUUGCUGCAAGCAAAGCAAGCUCACAAGUGAUUGACAGAAACCAUGGUAUGCAGCGCACAGAUGAUACUGAGAAACUCCAUUUUCCAAAAGCCAUCACCUUGUCAAGACCUGAGGGAGGAAACAUUUAACAGGAAGAGUGAUUCUGAUUAACAUGCUGAAGAGCUUGCUUUUCUAUUACUCCAUAAUUUUCUCUUUUGUCAAAGUGUCGUACAUCAAGAUUCAACCUACAAGUACAAAUCACAGAUGAAAUUACAUUUUUCUUCCAUGAUAUUUAGCAAAUAAUAUUCAAGAUGAAGAGAAUUAGCCUUGAAAAAGGACAAAUUCAGUCAUCAGGGAUACUGUAGGCUGAGUUGUUCCAGAACUGUUAUCUCAGUGAACACAGACACAUCUUAAAACUUGAGCUUUUUUGAUUGUCUGUUUUUAUCCUCAGCUGCUUUUGAGAAGAACCCUUUUUCUCAAUGGGGAUUAUUGGAUUGGGAAAAGAAAAAGGGCUUAAAUUUUAAGGAAACUUUUCAACUUAAAACAUACCAGGUGUGGUGGUACCAGUGACUAGUCCCAGGGAAGAAGGUAUGUUUAGAUAAAAUGGAAAUGCAGGAAGGAAAAGAGGGGACACUAGAAACAGGUACUGUGACAUAAAGAAGUAAUAAUUUUCAAUUAAUUACACAACUGCUUCAUAUGGUAGAAACAGUUUGUAGCAAUAUGGAAGUGCCCCAGGUUUGAAAUCCACAUGUCUCCACACUAACUGCUUUAGUGCAAGAUAUGUGUAGUGAAAUGAAAUUAGUCUUGGGAAAUUUAUUGUUUAAAAAAAAAAAGGAAAAAAAAAAGUCAAGUGGUGCCUCUAAAUGAAUAUUUAAUGCCUCUCUGAUUCCUUAAGUCAGAUGCAGAGAUCAUAAUAUCUAGGGAAUAAGUGUCUUUAAGUUCACUGACUGCAGUGAUUCCUAGGUCAGGCUGAUGCCCUGCACUUAAAAUAGACUGAAUGGUGACAGCAAACAGAAAACACCUCCUUCUGAUUCUCACUGAUACCCAAGUGCUCAUCACAAGGUAUUUCACCACAUCAAUGCCAAGGUCCCCUAGUGAUUAGUGAAGACCUGGUGCAAAAAGGAAACAAAAAAGUGAUUAUGCCUUCUGCAAAUAGUGUCAGUGAAAGUAAACUCUCAUCAGGUAUUUUCUGUGUUGCAUAAUUGCUUGUACUGAUGAUAAAAAUGACAACACUGUCAAAAGCAAGGGCAGGGGGGGCAGGUAGUGUUGCUGAUCAAGGGUAUACAAAUACUGUUCUAAAGCUUUUGUCUGAGUUGCUGCUUCCCAUAGUUUGAAGAGUCAGCAAAGAAAGGAUUAGAAAAGUUAGGGCCAUUGCUACACACAAUAGUUUCCACUAUGCUAAAGAACCUGGUUUGAUUUUCUUUAAUGUCCUAAAUUUUCAGGUUAUUUUCAUAAAAGGGUAGAAAAAUUUGCCAGUCUUGCUCAGAGACUGAAUGCAGGGGAUCACAGAGAUUAAACCUGAAAUUUGUGCUGGAUUAAAUCAGAUGAUAGAGAAACUUUUAGAGUUCUUGGAGAUGGAUAUCCAGAAUCUGGUGUGGGAAUCUCUGUGAACUACUGCCAUCCAGUGAGCAUUAUUCUGCCUUAUUGUACAUCACCUCAGGCACUUAAAUCUUGCUGUCCCCAUAGCAAGCAAAAAGGAUUCUCAACCAUUUUAUGAAUGGAUUUAGCUGCUUUUAUGGAAAGCUUCACCUUUAGUUAAAUGUAAUGUGCAGAGGCAGUAUCAGCUUGGAAGAAUGGACUGAAAGACUCACCCCCACCCUUUUAGUGCUUUGGCUUUUAUAUUUUGAGAUUAUGGGGAAGAUAUACACAAGAAGGUUUUCAGCUCUGUCUUACAAUUUAGAAUAUUUUAUUUGGAGAUGAUCUGUACUUUGCAAUAGUUGAAACAGUUUUAGAAAUUACUGAAUUGUACUUCAUAAGCUUAAUGCAGUCAUGUAAGCACAAUGAUGAAGUUUUGUAUUUCAGACAGCGAAAUUAAUCAAGGGAAAGAGUCAGAAAAAAAAAAGAUUUCUGAAAUCUUAGCACUGAGAACUCAGCUUGAGUCACAGGGAGAGCUCCGAUUUUGAGUGUUAGGUACAUUUCCCAUGAAAAAUCAGACUCUGUGAAGGUGUCUCAAAGCGUACUCAAAUGCUGCUCUCCAAAAUAUUUGCUAGAUAUCCUGAUCCUGAAGUAACAAGGAAUGAAGGAUGAAUAUACUGGAGUAGACCACCUAAAUUUCCUUGAAUUUCUGGGGCAACCAAGGAACUCCUAGUAGGCCAAAUGGAAUUCCAGUGUAGGAUUAGGAUCCGUAAUAAUUUUUACACUGUGGGAGAAUUAUAUGACUUUAUUAUAGCCUCAUAACUUGAGAUCCACUAAAAGUACAUAAUUAGAAACCCAGGUGGAUUGGCUUACUCCAUUUCAGAAAUUGAAUUGUUAGCCAUUAUCAUUUGUAUGAAUACAUCACAAACUUUUAUUUUUGUUUAGAUGAAGGCAAACAGCAAAUGCAGAAAAUGAAGAGAUGCUCCGUGAAUCCAAAGCCUUCCAAAUUAAAGAGAUUUACAAUAAUUCAUAUUAGACUUGCUCAGUUAUAUUUUUGUUAAGAUAGUGCUUAACAUACUAGAAACUGAGCUGUGUUAGGGCUCCAGAAAUUCCUAAGAAUAUGCAAUGGUUUUGCCACUGGAUUUUUUCAAUGUGGGGAAGGUUACAGUAUUCUAAGAGCUUUCUUAUUCUCAUUAAUGACAAAUUUAUUUUGAUUGAAGCAGGGACAGGCUGCAGUCUACUGGAUUGAUCUUCCAUUUGUUCAAAUGUGUGUUUUACUUGAGCUGUUGUCACAAUAAAUAUGUACAACUACUUCUAAGAUUGGGUCCACUCAAACUGAAGUGUUUCUCCAGGGAGUAUUUUUACCUGUUGCCAUUGGUCACCUGGAACCCCAGGAAAUGCCCAAGCCAGCACACAGCAGAGUCCUAGGCUCUGACCUCUGGCACCUCUGUGCUUCACCAUCUUCCCUUUGGCUGGAUGGUGCACGUGAUCUUCAAGCAGGGGUUCAGCUUUCCAAUGCAAACACAGAUUGAAGAAUUAUUCCUUCUGAAUUUUCAUCUUUGGAAGCUUCACUGAGUAAUUACCUCCCUCAAACACUAAAGUAUACUUCUGCUGUCAUUUUAAGAGUUUUUUAAAAUGAAGAUACAUGAAGUGGACCUACCACCUGCACUAGGAAACACAGCCAUGAUAAUCCUUGUUCCCACAGAUCUGUUACUGUUAAUUCCUAUUAUAAUAUUGUUUGUUGAGAAAUAGUAAAAAAAAAAUCUUUUAAAUUAUUGUAAUAAUAAAAAUCUAUUUUUGUAAAGAUGUUUCUUCUUAUUUAUUUUUUAAAACACGAUGUUUUUCAGAAGCAAAGAGCUUUAUAUGUGAUCCAAGAUUUGCUUGCAAAGUUAGCAGAGGAAAUAUUUCCCUCAGAUAAAAUGAUGCAUUUCUAGGAUGCAUCCUAGCUAAUUGAUCAAUAUAUUAGAACUUUUCAAGCACUAUCAAAAAUACUAAGCAGGUUUAAAAAUACACUUCAAGGUUCCAAAUGUCAGCAUAGCUCUGUUCUUUUCCAGCUGCUCCAGAGAUUGUGACUACUAUGAGCUGUAGUUGAUAAAAGUUUGUAAAGCAGAGCCUUGUGUUAGAUCUUUCUUUUUAGACACAGGUGUCACCAGCAUCCCCUAGUCCAGCCAGAGGGAGCACUCCUAGAACCAGAGUAACCUAUCAUUUCACAUUAUUGACAAUAUCAGAAGUUGGGCUUCUAUGAAAAAACCAUCAUACUUAAGUGGAAGUAAAAUACUACCACACCAAUUUCUAAAACAUUUCAGAAAAGUCAGGUAGCUAUUUUUAUAGUAGAAUACAGAGCAAUUUGGUUUGGGGAUAGAAAAAUCACAGGACUAUUUUCGUUAUUUUUACUAAUAGGAAGCAUGCUUCUCAAAUUUCGGACAGGCAUUCCUUCUUCCUGCCUUACACUACAUUCCUCGAUCUGACACACAACUUCAGUCAAACAAGCCUGUAGAACAGACUCCUUUCCUGAAAAUACAGUUGUUAAUUCCAUUCUAACUAUAACAUCAAAGUAGAAAGCAACUGUUCCCUUCAGUCGUCUCCAUUUUUCAGCACAGCCUAUCUAACAUAUUCAAGCUAAACACUUGAUUUAAAAGACCUGGUCUGCGCUAUAAAUCCUUUCUGAUAUAAUACUUCAAAGAAUCACAAUCCUAACUGACAUUUUUAUACCAACAGAAGACUUUGUAUUUCAUUUAGGAGGCUGGGAAUGUUGCAGUGGAAGUCUCUUGCUGAUGCAAACUGUACCUGUAUUGCCGACUUUGCUAAUGCACUGCUAUCAAUAAAUGCAGUCAGACUUGGCCUUAUUAGAGGGAAAAGCACAGUAUCACUUAUCUCAUUCUGAAGGGAGGGACCCCACAGUCAACCCAUGCCAGAAUUAUAGAUUCUGUGUGCCAAGACAUUAGGGCACACUUGAAUCAGGACUCAGGAGUAUUCUACAUGGCACUGGCUACCACAAUUUGAAAACAAGGAUCAUUCUUUUUCUGCCUGUGUUCACCCCCCGGUGGUACCUUAAGUAAUCAGCACAGUUGAGAUGUAAGGUCCUGCACUCUCACAAGCAAAGCUUUAUGUAUGUUCAGAGACAAGACAGAGACAGCUAGCACAUUGAACCAUCCUCUGGGAGCAGGUUUUACUACUGGAAUGAACAUUUCACAUAGGAACAUCAGCCAUUUAAAGGAUCUGUCUUCACACUACUUCUUAGUGUAGGCAACAGUCUUCUGAUUAACACUUAGGAAAAAAAGAAAAAGACUUCUGUUUGCUAAUGGAAGCUGUGACAGUGUCUUUCCUACUAUGCUAGCAUUAAAAACCCUCUGUGCUGGAAAGGAAGAAGGAUGGGCUGAUUAAAAAGCAGUAAAAGUUCUGGACUCCUCCUCCUCAUGCUGUUAUUUUUACAUAGCCCUGGAAGCUGCAGGUACUACAAAGAUAAAACCUUGCACUUUUUUCCCGCCACAGGAAAUAAUAGCUAAAAAAAUAUGCAGAUUUUCCAGGCAGCUGAGGCAAUCUUGAGUAAAUGAAACUACUCCUUUGGCUGUUUAAGGAACUUUAGCCUAAAUCUUAAUUGUGGAGAAAGGAAAUGAGGUAUGGGAAAUAGCUGCUAUGUAUCAAGCUUUACACACAUUUAAAAUACAGGAUAAUAAUACAAAGAAAAACAGUAGCUUUCACCUACUUAUGCCAGUCUGUGUGGUGGGUUUAUCAUGGACAAAUGUCAGAUGCCCACCCCAGCUGCUCUGUCACUCACUCCCCUCCUCAGCUGGGUGGGGAGGAUAGAAAACAAGAUGGAAAGGUCAUGGGUCAAACAAGGGAAGUGAGAGACCAAUCACCAAUUAUCAUGGACAAGACUCGGCCUCGGGAAGAUUAAUGUGACUUACUACCCAUCAAAUCAGAGUAUGAUGAGAAAAUAAAACUGGCCAUGCAAACCCAAUACAGUCCCAAGAUGUUUUCAUAUUUAGAGAUGCUCCCCUCAUCACAGAAGGAAUGGAGGGAAAUUGCCAUGUGCUGGUCACAGAAAGCAAGACUCAAGGUCAUUUUCCAGUGCCCACCUGGAGCCAGUUCUCAGCUGAACACAACCUGGAGCAGCUGGGAUGAAGAGAGGGAGCACAAACAGCUCAGGGGUAAGAGUGGAGAGCUGGAGUAACCUGAUACUUCUCAAAUACAGGAUGGUUCCCUACAUUUUAGGAAAACUUGAAGACAGUUUUGACUCUAUUCUCUCUUUUCAGUUAAGUUUCUCACAGUAUAAAACCAAAAUAGGCCUAUUCAGCAAACAGCCAAACCAAAAAUCUCAAUUUAAAUACACUGUUGUUGAACA